Molecule: messenger RNA, 1320 nt
Organism: Symbiodinium pilosum
Lineage: Eukaryota; Dinophyceae; Suessiales; Symbiodiniaceae
Source: the annotation of a GenBank genome assembly
AUGGAACCCCCGCCUCCCCCGCCGCUUGGUGCACCAACCGCCUUCGGCACUCCCAUCGCUUUCCCCCAGGUGACCAUCCCCUUGCAUACACAUCAUCCACAUCCGCAUUUGCCACCAGGUCCUCCUUUGGUGCCACCACCCUCCAUGCUGGAGCCCCCACCACCCCCGCCUCCAACCAUGGACAUGGGAGUGCCCGCCGCUCCAGCUCCUCGUGCACCCCUUUCAGAUGCUGAGGUGAAGGCGGCAGCUUCAGCGGCCCUAAGCAAGUUCAUGAAGGACAUGCCUGACAAGCCCGAGAAGUCUGAAAAGUCCGAGAAACGCCGCAGCCGCAGCCGCAAGCGGAGCAGGAGCAGCAGAGGCUCCAGUCGAAAGAGCCGGAGCAAGCGGAGCCGAAGCAAAAGGAGCUCCAGCCGAAGGAGCCGAAGCAGGCGGAGCCGCCGCAAGCGCAGCAAAUCCCGGCGGAAAAAGCGGAGCCGCAGCCGAGACAAGGGCCGCAGCUCGCUGGUGGAGCCGCCCCCGGUCCCCGGAGCUCCAAGCACAAGUGCUGCCAGCGCGGCCGCCAGCGCUUCCGACAAGAGGAGCAAGUGGGACGAGGCCAGCCAACCUGCCUGGAUGCAGGAUAUGAUGCAGGCCCUGAAGUCCUCGGACGCCCCCGCCCCUCCACCGGCUCCGUCGGCCCCCAAGCAAAAGAACGACCCGGACCGACCCAAGGGCCAUAAGGUCAUCGAGCUUCCGGCGCACUUGAUUCGGGUACUGAUUGGCAAGGCUGGCUCAACCAUACGCGAAGUUUGCAGUCGCAGUGGGUGCGACAUCAAGGUCAACCACCUGCCUCACGAGCCCCAGGGCAGCAUCUCUGUGGUGGGUGAUAUUGAGAGAGCAGAGGCGGUAAUCCAGGACAUCUUCCGCGCGCGUGGAUGCAAGUGGUCCCCGACAGGGGCCCCGUUGGCAGAGCAAAGUGAGGAGGACGUAAAGAUCCCCGCCGACCUGGUUGGGCUCUUCAUCGGCAAAGGCGGCGAGACCAUCAAAGACUUGCGUGAGAGGUGUGGUGGUCAGGUCUCCAUCACCAUCCAGCCAUCUGCUACACCGGGCGGUAUGCAAGGCGCGCGAAAUGAUGACCUGGGGGCGAUUGGCCAACAAGAAAUCAUACCUACCCUAGAGUCUCUAACCAAUACCUUAGGUGGACCCCCCACCACUAUUACUAUAGGGGAUAAUACGGAUUAUAUUAGGGUCCUCUUAUACCACUAUUACAGGGUGGGGGGUCCUCCUAACCAAUACCCUAUGCCUUAUGAGUUGCAGUAUACUCGGGGUUCUAAGUGGUGA